AGGCUGCACUCAGAUCUGGAAACAGAUGUGGGGAUCCCCAUACUAAAGUGUGCAGCAGGCCACGUGAAGCCCCUCCUCCCACCCCCGCCUGCCCCUCAGAAGCCCUGGAUGCCCUGCCCCUUGAGGAACUGGCCAAACCGUCAUCUUUGGAUUUUAAUGCUAUUUCUUCCCCAGUGUUUAUUGUUGAAUGCCCAACUGGAUGGAAAUAGUUUCUGUUUUCAAGAGGGAAAAAGGCUGCAGGGAUAUGAUUCAAGUUGAUCUGCUCAUAUAUAAUGUUUGCUUUUCAUUUCUGAUAAAGAGACAUAAUUUUUUCUUUUUAAAAGAAGAAUGUGUUAAAACAGACAAAUUAGCCAGAAUGAAGGUAGAAGCAGCAGAGGGUUUAUUCCCGGGAAACCACCCUGACUCACACCCGUGAGCAGUGGCAAGUCCUCACACUAAGCCUUGGAGUUUCCCAAUCAGGGCGCCUCUGCUCCUCAGAGACUCCGGGGAAGUAAGGAAAAUAACAUUACUUUCUGCAAAUGGAAUAAGAAAAUCUGCCCAAGACCAAUCCUCCAGUGUGAGCCCAUUUCAUAAUAUUUCCAAGGGCGGCUUGCACCUUCCCACCCCUCCCAGCCUCUUCUUGUCCUGAGGCUGGAGAUGCUGCAGCCAGGAGAGGCAUGGAGGAUGUCUCGCCUCUCUUGCUAGUUCCAGAGACCCUUUUCCAGGUGGGGGCCUGGCUGGUCUUCAAAUUGGCCGAGCCAUCCUCCUGAGGCAGGUGUUAUCUGGUAAACAGAGCUGCGUAACAACAUUGUGAAUGCACCGGGACUGAUGGACCGGAAGUGAUGAGGUGGGUUGGCCAGCCCUGAGUGGGCUUUUGGGUGGGGAUAGGAUGACAGUGACGUCUCGGGCAAGGUUCUCUGUAGGAGAUAAAGUGGGUGUGGGGUGCAGCCAGUAACGGUGACGGUCAUUUGGCUCAAGGUGCGGUGACUCAGACUAGAGAGGCAACACUGUGACUGGAAAGAAAAUAAAAGUCUAAAAAAAAAUUAUGAAAAUGAGAAAUCAUCAAUAUUUCUUCCUCUCCUUUUACUUCUCUUUUUGCUCAGGCUGGAUUCUGAGAAAACAGCAAGUUAAGGUUCUUAUUCUUGGGGAAAAUGGCCUGCUACCAGUCGCUUGGCCAAACAUGUCAUGAAAAAGCACAAGGGCUUCAGAAGGGUGGAAAAAGUGCCACUCCCACAGCAGAUGCAGAGGGGGGCUGCACUGUGGGCUCAUCAACCUUGAGGAUCAUCCUGGUGGGCAAGACAGGCAGCGGGAAGAGCGCCACGGGCAACAGCAUCCUCUGCCGCCCAGCCUUUGAGUCCAGGCUGGGGGCCCAGUCGGUGACCAGCAAGUGCCGGGAGGAGACGGGUACGUGGGAGGGGAGGACCGUCCUGGUGGUCGAUACGCCCCCCAUCUUUGAGGCAAGGGCCUGGACUCAACAGACAUACAGGGACAUUGGAGACUGCUACUUGCAGUCGGCCCCAGGGCCCCACGUGCUGCUCCUGGUGACCCAGCUGGGGCGCUUCACCGCCCAGGACACGAUGGCAGUGAGGAGGGUGAAGGAGGUCUUCGGGGCAGAAACCAUGAGGCACAUGGUCGUCUUGUUCACCCACAAGGAAGACUUGGGGAACGAGUCCCUGGAUGAGUAUGUGGUGAACACGGACAACCACGGCCUGCAGGUCCUGGUGGGGGAGUGCGGGAGGAGGUACUGUGCCUUCAACAACCGGGCAGCCGGCCAGGAGCAGCGUGACCAGCUGGCGGAGCUCAGGGCUGUGCUGGACAGGCUGGAGCGUGAGCUCGAAGGCUCCUUCCUCAGCAAUGACCUCUUCCUUCAGGCCCACGUGCUGCGCCAGGGCGGUGAUGCUGCCCGCCGGGAAGGUCACGGGCGCUACCUGGCCCAGGUGAGGCAGCAGGUGGAGAAGCAGAGGCGAGAGCUGAAAGAGGUGGAGAGCAAUGGCGUGUGCAGGGCGCUCCUCAGAGCCCAAAACUGGGUGAUUUUACACAAGGAGAUCUGUGCUGUUUGUAUUUGGUGCAGCUUAUUUAUUCUCCUGAUUUUUCUGAUCAUAUAUUUUCAUGUGUGAAGCUUUGUAUCUUAGAGCAUUUUCUACAGUGUCACCUCGCCUAUGCACUGCCCUGAGUGUCACUGAUUUAGAAAUCACUUCGUGGUCUGCAGACACCGCUUGUCUGGACAGCACUCGAGAGUUCCCUUUCUUUUGCAUAGAUUUCCAGUGACCUCUGCCCUGAACUCCAAACUUGGUGGGUCUGGGUGUGGUGCCUGGAACUUCAGCAGCUGUUUUGCUAUCAACCUGAGGUAGAAACAAAACUUCAGAGCAGAACAGGAAGAUGCAACAAAAACAAGCCUGGGAAUCACCCAGCCCUACUCUAUCUCUGCAUUUUCAAUUAUGUGAGCCAAUAAAUUUCCCAACAUUGUAAGCUA
This is a messenger RNA of Chinchilla lanigera (long-tailed chinchilla), 2452 nucleotides long. RefSeq names its product GTPase IMAP family member 3-like. NCBI's taxonomy places the organism in Eukaryota, Metazoa, Chordata, Mammalia, Rodentia, Chinchillidae. Bases 1131 to 2096 code for a protein of 321 amino acids. The transcript has 3 exons. The record is from RefSeq and is a predicted model, not a curated record. Gene Ontology annotation, molecular function: GTP binding.